This is a messenger RNA of Brassicogethes aeneus, 1485 nucleotides long. The record is from the annotation of a GenBank genome assembly. NCBI's taxonomy places the organism in Eukaryota, Metazoa, Arthropoda, Insecta, Coleoptera, Nitidulidae.
GUAAAUUUUGUCCGAUUUUGGAUUAUUUAUGUCAGAUAAUUUGUUGGUUGGCAGUUUUCUGCCCAUAUUUUGAAAAAUUUGUGUUCUGUCACAAUAUGCUGAACUAUUUCGAGUUUAUCGAAGGUGUUGAGUUUUAAGUGAAUUUUGCACAAAUAUAAUAAUAUACCAGAAGAAAAUAGCAAAAAUGUCUUAUCAGGACGAUGAAGAAGGAGGAGGUUUUGAUGGACACCCGAGUAGUUUUCCAAAGGACUUCGGCUACGGAGUGUUCGAGGAGGGUCAUGAAAUCACUUUAUCGGCAGGAGAUCAAAAACCGAGAAUCCUACUUAUGGGUUUACGUAGGUCAGGAAAAUCGUCAAUACAAAAAGUAGUUUUCCACAAAAUGUCCCCGAAUGAAACCCUAUUCCUUGAAAGUACAAAUAAAAUCGUCAAAGACGACAUAAAUAACUCGAGUUUUGUGCAGUUUCAAAUCUGGGAUUUUCCCGGUCAAAUAGAUUUCUUCGACCCCACUUUCGAUGCAGAUUUAAUAUUUGGCGGGUGUGGGGCUUUGAUUUUCGUCAUCGAUGCCCAGGACGAUUACAUGGAAGCUUUGAAUAAACUUAAUUUAACCGUUACUAAAGCAUUUAAGGUGAAUCCAAAUAUCAAGUUUGAGGUAUUCAUACAUAAGGUUGAUGGAUUGGGGGACGAUUUUAAAAUGGAAUCGCAAAGGGAUAUUCACCAGAGAGCCACUGAUGACCUAACAGAUUCAAGCAAUGACCAAAUACAUUUAAGCUUUCACCUAACAUCUAUCUACGAUCAUUCUAUAUUUGAAGCAUUCUCGAAAGUUGUGCAAAAACUAAUACCUCAGUUGCCAGCACUGGAAAAUUUGCUUAAUAUUUUAAAUACAAACUCAGCAAUAGAAAAAUCAUUUUUGUUUGAUGUGGUGUCAAAAAUUUACAUCGCCACCGAUUCCACACCAGUGGAUAUGCAAAGUUAUGAAUUAUGUUGUGAUAUGAUUGAUGUCGUGAUUGAUGUUUCCUGGAUUUAUGGUGUACGAGAAGAACAAGAUGCCGCAGCUUUUGAUGAACAAAGUUCCAGUCUUAUAAAACUGAAUAAUGGUACUGUUCUAUACCUAAGAGAAGUUAAUAAGUUUUUAGCCCUAGUCUGUAUAUUAAGAGAGGAUAAUUUUGAGCACAAAGGUAUAAUAGACUACAACUUCUUGUGCUUUAGAGAAGCAAUUCAGCAGGUCUUUGAAUUGAGAAAUAAAAAUUUAACCCCAACAACUAACUCAGUUGGUAGUCCUGUUGUCAAUGGCAAUGGUUCUAUUGGUGAUGGGCAGUUAAGCCCAACACUUACUGAUGAACAAAAUUAAUUCAAAAAAAUAUAACAUUAAUAUUGCAUAGCAUUGCCUCCCCCCUAGUUAUUUAAAUUAUUUUGCUUUUUUUAUUUGUCCCAGGAUUUUACAUAUUUAUACUGUAAAUACAAUAAAUUAUUUUAUAAAUACCUAAA